Dicentrarchus labrax (European seabass) is the source of this 2105-nucleotide messenger RNA. RefSeq names its product phospholipase A2 inhibitor and Ly6/PLAUR domain-containing protein-like. The record is from RefSeq and is a predicted model, not a curated record. The transcript is spliced from 5 exons. NCBI's taxonomy places the organism in Eukaryota, Metazoa, Chordata, Actinopteri, Moronidae. The coding region runs from base 100 to 738 and encodes 212 amino acids.
GAAGUUCCUAGUCCAUAUCUUAUGGUAGCACCACCUGACUGUAUAUAAGCUGUGGGGUUUCUGCCUCAAAACACCAAACUGCUACAACUUACAUCCAACAUGAAGCUGCUGCUGACUGUCUGUCUGACCUGCACUCUGCUUUACACAGCUGAGUCGCUGCGCUGCCAUGUGUGUGACAAUGACCUAUGUACAAACUCCACCUCAGUCGAAUGUCCUGCUACGAGUAUAGUGUGCAAAACUGUCACUUCAGUGACAGUGACCAAUACAAUCGUUAAUCUGUCAGUGAAUAAAAACUGUUCAUCGCUGGUGUCCUGCUUCACUCCUCUCCUCAUUGAAACUGAAUGGUCUGUGAACAGAGGUUUUAAGAAAGAAGCCCACACCCAGUUUUGCUGUGUUACUGACAACUGCAACUUCCAGACACUGGCCAUUCCCAAUCCUUCAGAGAAUGGGAAGCAAUGUCCUUCGUGUGCAAGCUCAGCUGACAGCCUAGCGGGGACCUGCAAUGCCACUCUCUCCUGUGCUGGAGUCGAGGACAGUUGCUUCAAUGGCACCACAACAUCAAACUCCAAAGAGGUGUUGGAGCUCGGCUGUGUGUCCAGAAACCUUUGCACAUUGCAGGUCGCUCAUGAAGCUCUGUUUGGUUCAAACGCCACGAUCGUCUGUGGAGCACCGUGGAGUGUCAGGAUCAGCGCUGCGCUGCUGACCUUGGCUCUCACAGCACAUAAAGUCCUUGUUUAGAUCAUAUAGAUACUGAGAAAUUAUUUUGUAAUAGUACACAGCGUUAGAAUACUCAAGUAUUUCAUUGCAGUGUAACAAUGACAUAUCUGAACAGAUCAUCUAAAGUAACACCCACGUACACACAGAUAACAUUUUGCACAACAGGCACACACAUACAUACAGAUGUAAUCAUACGGAUAUAAAGUCAUAGACUUGAAGGCUCGCAGAAGUGGUUAUUGAAUGGAGCUGUAAUGACAUAUUGCAGGCCAAACACAAAGACAUUUUUAGUUAUACUUUUAUGGCAAUAAAUUAUUCAGUACAACCACAAAAUGUCCAAUAUAUGUGUCUUUGUAUUUUAUACACAAACAGAAGAAAAGAAAAGAAGGGGAAGGGGGUGUUGGCUUAUGAUAUUGUUAUCACCUGGAAGAAAAUGAGAGACUUUCUUCUACAGCAGUCUGACAACCAUUGACUGCUGUUUAUAGAGCAACAGUUCUCUCAGACUUUACAAAUCAGCUACCUACCUAUUAUUCUGAUCUGUCUGUGACUUUGUCUUUCAAUGUGUUUCUAAUGACAUUAAAUAUAAUUCACAAUUUAAAGUAUCACACAUUAUUAGGGCGGUAGGUGCAUUUUGUCAGGCAAUUUUGAGGGAGACACACAGAUUCCCUCCCUUGCCCAAGCUGCCAAUUUAUGUAUAGAUGGUAGGCUAUAAUACAGUCUAUUAUUUAUUUAUUCAUUUUAAGAAAUUAAAAUUACUGGUCUCUUUUGGUAGCCAACACCCUCAUGUAAAUAGUGUCUAAUGGUUAAUUUAUAAUAACUAAUCGAAACUAACUUAAUCUUCAGUUAUAGAGGAGAAUCAGUAACUUUAAAAGCUGAAUUUGAUCCUUAACUGAAUAAACUGAGGCUCCUAAUGUUGCUUCUGUCCUCACAGUCAAAGUAACGUUUGAAUAUUUUGAAUCAAUGUUCAAGGCCAAAAUGUUCCCUUAAUCCUGCAAAUUAAAGGAACAUUUUGGCCUCAAAUUACAAGAUAUAAAGGACUUAAAUGUGCAUUUAUAAUAAGAUGCUUUUAAGUAGAUGUGUGUGUUCAAGAUGUCACACAUUCCAAACUCCAUUGACAAAACAAACAUUUUAAAAUGUACUUUGUUAAAAAUAACUGAAUAACAUAUUGAUUACAAAUAUCUGAAGCGUUUGAAUGGAUGUUUAGGUAAAUUAUUCUGUUCUUCUUCUUCUUCUUCUUCUGAUAUUUAUUUACCUCCUUAACAGUUUAGGCUACUUGUCACAAACACAUGGUUUAGCACAAAUUCAACUGUAAUUCUGCUGUAAGGUGUUGGUUGAAGUCUACUGGUUUCCAUGACAACCACAGUAAAAAUAAACAUUUUAGGGAAAAUGAA